UCAGCACAUGAGUGAAACCAGUCCUCUAUAAAAGCCCAAAUCACUCAGUUUCUUUGAAACCCUAACGUGGUUUUCAGUCCCUGUAUUACCAAAAAGACCCCUAAAUUCUAUCAUUCAUGGAUCCUCAACCAGAACCUGUGAGCUAUAUCUGCGGAGAUUGCGGGCAGGAAAAUACGCUCAAGCCCGGUGAUGUGAUUCAGUGCCGAGAGUGUGGUUAUCGCAUCUUGUACAAGAAGCGAACCCGUAGAAUUGUUCAGUAUGAAGCACGCUGAAGAUGCGAGGAAGUUUCCCCUAAGUUGAUUCGAAGAAACAAAAAACAAUAGUGAUUUUAUAUUUUGUCUAUAUUGUUUGGUAAGGGGAAUGGAUGUAACUGGUCGUACCCCGUGGAUGUUGGACCAAGUCAUAUUAUUGCAAUGGUUUUGCUUAUGUGAUUGUGUCGUUGGUAUUGUCUUGUGAACAAUGAGAAAGAUGAUCAGUAAAGAUGUUCACUUUGUUGUGUUUGCUUGUGA
Molecule: messenger RNA, 509 nt
Organism: Camellia sinensis
Lineage: Eukaryota; Viridiplantae; Streptophyta; Magnoliopsida; Ericales; Theaceae
Source: RefSeq, a predicted model, not a curated record